GACUAUGUGAAUAAUUAAUCAAAACACCCUACGAAAUUAUCGGAUUUCUUCUGUUAGUUUUAGCAGCGGCUUCAUGAAAUAGAGAAGACUCGGAAAUCGCAUUUAAUUGAAGCCGAUGGUGGCCAAAACCUUUCUUUGAAGAUUACCAGCGAUGGAGAAGAGAAGAGGACACGAACUAGUGUGAGGAACAGCCGACAUGAGAUAACGAGAUUUAUUAGAAUCAAAACUUCAAGUAACCAAUGGCUUGGGACGGCAGAAAAGUCGUCAAGUCGAGUGUGAUUGGAUUCACAGUGUUGUGUUUUCUCAUCGGCUUGGUUCUGAUCAUAUUCGGCGACACAAUAGCCACUCCAUUUGGAGACUACUUCACAUUAAAAGCAGAAGCCUUUAACGACAAUCUUGGGCUAAGGAUCGGUCUGAUAUUCCUUAUUCUAAUUAUAGCAGGGAUAUGUAUUUUCGCAGCAGUAAAAGAAAACAAUAGACUAUUGACUGUGAUGGCAGUGUUAUUCUUUAUAAUGUUCGUAACGGAACUUGCUUUGGGAAUCGUUUAUUUUACGAUGCGAAACGAAGGCGUUCUUAAAGAAACAAAGUCAGCCAGUGGGCACCAGUUGCUAAGCAUGUACGGGACUGAUCCAGGCGUUACUAAGGCGCUGGAUGAUAUACAGAGAGGGUUUGGGUGCUGUGGUGUGAUGGACUAUCGGGAUUGGUUCACCUCAGGCUGGGUUGCCAAACAGGGUGUGAGCAAUCGUGUGCCCAGUUCAUGCUGUAAAGUCCCAUCACCCACAUGUGGCUGGGACAUGGACAUCAAAAACCCGGUCGAUGUCAUUAACAUCGUAGGCUGUACAGGGCUCAAUUAUUUCCACGACAAAAAUCAAAGGAUUGUCGGUGGCGCAGGACUGGGCGUGGCCUUCAUUCAUCUCGCGACUAUCCUAUGCUGCUUCGUAUUUAGCUGUUGUUUCAACUCGGUCGGGGGACUGAGUCCAGUCGAUGCGCUGAAGGGCAAGGACCCGGAGUAUUCAGAUGAAGUUACUGGUGAUGGGUCAGGAUCGGGCAAGUCGAUGUCUGGAUCGGGGAGUCCAUCAAAGCGGCAAAGUAACCGCAAGAAAUCGAUGCCUGCAUUUCAGGAACCGUUUGAUGAUGAUGAUGAUCUGCCGGAGAACUCGUCUCAAGAUUUACUCGACAAAUCCAAAACUGAUUAUUAAUGUCAAAAAUAGUUCCACCACCCCGAACUUUAAUCUUAAAAAAGUUGUAAGCCAAAAAAAUGGACCAAGGGAUGACUAGAUGAGAGUGACUGGCCUAUGACGAGAAGUGAGGAAAAGUGGGCUAUUAUGUGUGAGAAAUCGAAAUCGAAAGAGCACCUCCAUAUUAGUAAGAACGCAAAGUUGUAGCUUAUAAUGUUGACCAUAGUAGAAAUGGCAUUAAAUAUAAAAUUGAAAUUGAAUAUUUUAUAAUAUGAGGAUUUGUAUGGGAAAAUAUGAUGCCAUCCAGCACAUUUCCCCAUACAAAUCCUAAUGUUCGAUUUUGUAUCUAAUGCCAUUUCUCCURUGUUACAUGUCAUAAGCUGAAACUUUGCCUUCUUACUAAUAUCGAGAUGCUCUUCCGAUUUCUGUUGUAUUAGAAUAACAAACUUGUUGGGGUUCCUGUAUAGAAAUUUAUAUCUAAAAAGUGCAAUAGAAAAAGAAAGUAGGUUUUUGGUUCCAUGAAGCAAAACCAAAAAAAGUUCAAAGUAUGGAACUUAUUGUUUGGAAGCUACUUAAAAGCCGAUAAGAAAAUACAGUAA
Messenger RNA from Actinia tenebrosa (Australian red waratah sea anemone), 1777 nucleotides. RefSeq names its product CD151 antigen. Gene Ontology annotation, cellular component: plasma membrane. The record is from RefSeq and is a predicted model, not a curated record. Lineage: Eukaryota; Metazoa; Cnidaria; Anthozoa; Actiniaria; Actiniidae.